AUGGAGACUAUUCUUAUUAGACUGGACAAGGGGGUUAGUCCUGUUGAGUGGGUGACCCUUCACGAGUACAACAUUCCAAAAUGCAUCGAUGUUUUAAAUCACUGGGUUAGUAAUGGCUUUGGGAUUCUUACCAUCGGCAAAGCUAUCCAAGGCACACGCGACGCACUGAGCCGAAAAUCACUCUGUAAUGACUCCUGUGACUCCUGA
Messenger RNA from Botrytis fragariae, 207 nucleotides. RefSeq lists its product as uncharacterized. Bases 1 to 207 code for a protein of 68 amino acids. The transcript has 2 exons. Lineage: Eukaryota; Fungi; Ascomycota; Leotiomycetes; Helotiales; Sclerotiniaceae. The record is from RefSeq and is a predicted model, not a curated record.